Messenger RNA from Nasonia vitripennis (jewel wasp), 1836 nucleotides. RefSeq lists its product as uncharacterized. NCBI's taxonomy places the organism in Eukaryota, Metazoa, Arthropoda, Insecta, Hymenoptera, Pteromalidae. The transcript is spliced from 3 exons. The record is from RefSeq and is a predicted model, not a curated record. The coding region runs from base 366 to 1586 and encodes 406 amino acids.
AUAGGAAAAAUAUAAAUGUUUUUCCUUCCUUUUUGUUUAUCGGCUAGACGACAUCAGCCAUGUACCCAAUUCACAUCUGUUUCUAGAGUGCAAACUACUAUGCGACGUGUAACAUCAGCGCCAUCUCCCUUCGAAUAACGAAACUCUCACAGCGAAAUACCGACGGGCCGACGGACUGAACGCGGACCGCACUACAUAUGCAUAUGUUUACAUCUUGGAUAUAACUAAAUACAAAACCCGUUGACAAAUGUCAUACGUCAUACUUAAUCAUUGUAGACUCACUACAAAAAAAAGUUAAUAAUACGUUAAUCCCAUUAGUGUGCAAGUUAACCUCAAAAGUAACAAGUAAAAUUGCAUAUUAAAGUAUGUCUGGUGAAAAUGAAGCAGAGCCGCACGCUUACAUUCACAUACCACCAGAGAAGGUUGGAGAAAAGUUUCAGCGAUAUGUAGUGCCUGUUAGCGCACUAAGAAAAUUUGAUUAUGCAAAAUAUGCAGAGGAUUCUACCAUGUAUAAUAAGAAGCUAGUAAAGUACAAGGAUGACACAGGAAAGAAAAUAAAAUGUUAUGUUUUGUAUGCAGCAGAAAGCUUUGAUUCGGUACAAUCAAUAAUCGACUCAGGAAAGAGAUUUGGUAUACCUGCAGUUAUCCAUGACCAAUCUGCUGACGGUGUUGACGACUCUAGCUUAAUGAAUAAUGAGAAUGUUGAUAACAAUAAUAUACAGAAGGACAAAGUGUUGACAGAAAAGUAUAAAAUAGAUGCUAAACGAGCCAAGUCAACAAGAAAGAAUUUGAAAAAAACAAAAGUGCAAACAUCUGAUGAGUCCGAUCAACGGAUUUUAAAUAAAUAUCUGAGCACUGUUACAAAUCUUAAUAAUAAUGAAAACUUACAUGACGUUGCAGUGGAUGACAGUCUAUCAGAAAUUUUCUCGUCAACUGUAAAGUCAAAGGAAGGAGAUGAUUCUAAUAAUCCAAAAAAGACAGUUUCCAUGAUGGAUGAUGAAGAACUCGAUCAUUUAGAAUGUAAAUCUAUAAUAAAGGCGUAUAAAAAUCAAUUAUAUUUUUUUAAAAAGAAAUAUGAAGAAUCACAAAAACAGUCAGAUGAAUGGAAGUUAAAGUAUGAGAAUGCGAUAUCAAGUGGUAACUGCAAACAUUCUAGUAUGACAGAUGGAGCAUUGUUAGAAUAUUAUGAUAAACUCUAUAACUAUUCUGGACCUUUACAAAUGGAUGAUGAUUCUGACUGCGUAAAACUUCUUCAUAAUGUAGAGUGCAACACUAUAGCAUAUAAAGAUGCAUUCAAAUCAUCAAAACCAAUUCAGCUUGUUCGACUAUUAAUGUAUGGCAUUUAUGGAUACGAAGAUCUAGUAACGCGUUGCCAAAAAAAUGAAAAAGAAACAGCUGGUUUACAGCCAUUGUGUAAAGUAAGAAGUGAAUCAAUUGAAAGAGAGCUUUAUCGAUUUUUAAGAUUAAACAAUUACAAUGUGCAACUAAUAAAGCAGGAACUUCAAGAAAUUGAUAAAUAUUAUCAUAAUGCACUGUCAUGUGCCAAACUGAAAAAAAACGCUAUGAUAAUGCACAAAAAGCUCUAGAAGAACUGGAACGACAAGGAAAUGGUUUUCAGGCGUAAAUGGCGAUAAAAGAGCCUGUGUGAUGGAAGUAUUUUUUAAAAAUUAAAUACGAGAUGAAUAUUAUUAUUAUUUAUAUUACAAUUUAAGUAUUUAUGUUUCUUGAUUUCAUACAUUAAUGAUGCAAUAAAUGUAGCUAAUAAAAAUAAAAAUAUUACCAAAUGUACCUUGCAUUGUUUAAUAAAAAACUUUGAAUUACGUUUGUAAUUUUAAA